CUCUAACAUGAUUAAGGACAGCUUAGAGAAGGGAGUAGAGGGAAGUUAGUAGGAAAUCCGGACUGGUCGGUCGUCAACGUUCAGCUAAGGGUAAGGGGUACGUAGCGGGAGGAAAGACGAUCCUACUCUACUCUAGGUAGGUAACCAACAGAUGCCGAGUGAGUCGGACUAAUUUCUAUACUGUUUCAGACUUUGUGUCCAAGUAGAAAACCCAUAGCUUGCCAAAAACCGUAAUCUUCACCAAAAUUACAAAGUCUGUUUCUUUAAAAGCAUAUAGCUCCAUCGAUCCUAGAAUUAAUUCUAUUGAGUUUUCGAGAUGUGAUAUAUAUGAUCCCAACUGUUCAGAGUUCAGCGUGAGAGUUGCUAUGUCAGAAAUAACGAUGCCUCUGCUUCAGCAAGUUCGUUUUCUAGAAUUAAGCGCCAUGAAAUCUGCAGAAAUCUUGAAACCACCAUUACAAUGCAAUGAUAUCAGAGUGCUAAUCAAACUGAGCGUCGAUGAGAAGCGUCAAUGGAUUGGAAGAUCCAGUGAAGAAGAAGAUGAAGCAAUCAUUGUAGAAGUUGAAGAAGAGAAUCGUACAGUAUCAAUCCCAUUCUGGUUGUCACUCUUGUUUCUCCCGUGGGCGACCGAAGCUGUUAUCGGUCAAAGCCUCUCUUCCAUGAACUACUUCUUCCGAGAUACUAGUAAGUUUAUAAAACGAGUGUUGUCCGAUUACGCUCGCGAGAUAGCCGAGCAUUCGUUUUCGUUGGUCACGAAGCCCAAGACCAUUGUAAUCGUUGCAAGGAUUGAGGUUCAGACGACGCAUCAUGGAUACGAUGAAGACGAGCAGGUUGCUGAGGCAGUGAGCUGGGAGAGCACAGAAGCCAGCAGUGAGCAUAUCAGCGUCGUUCCUGCAUCUUUGGCUUCGAUAGACGCCCUGCCAACACACAGAUUCGGCAAUGGAGAAUCUAAUAUUUGCUGUGGGGUUUGCCUGGAGGUGUUUUCGUUGAAUGAACAAGUUAAAGAGAUGCCCUGCUCACAUGUUUUCCACAGAGAAUGUAUAGUUCGGUGGUUGUUACAGAGGAAUGUAUGCCCUUUGUGUCGCCAUGAGAUGCCAACUGAUUAAGACACCUACGUUAGAGAGAAGAGAAUGCAUGGUUCAAUUGUUGCAG
This is a messenger RNA of Nelumbo nucifera (sacred lotus), 1149 nucleotides long. RefSeq lists its product as uncharacterized. Gene Ontology annotation, cellular component: cytoplasm. The record is from RefSeq and is a predicted model, not a curated record. NCBI's taxonomy places the organism in Eukaryota, Viridiplantae, Streptophyta, Magnoliopsida, Proteales, Nelumbonaceae. Gene Ontology annotation, biological process: protein ubiquitination. Gene Ontology annotation, molecular function: ubiquitin protein ligase activity.